GUCAGUUGUGAGGACUCGGAGUGGGAUCAUGUCUGCUGUCCUGCUGCUGUGGGUGUGUUGGUCUUUCAGCCUGACUGGGGGUCAGACCGGGGGUCAGACCGGGGGUCAGACCGGGGGCCGGACCACCAUGCCUGUCCUGUGGGACUCGGUGGAGCAGGGUCCGGUCAGUCUGAACGAGAUGUUCCAGGAGGUGGAGGAGCUGAUGGAGGACACUCAGCAGCUGCUGGACGAGGCUGUGGACCAGAUCAACUCCGAGAGCAGAACCUCCAUCCUGCCGCAGAACCGGACCAGCAGAGAGGGACACGGUCCAGACUCACCUGAGCAGGACUGCUUGGUGGACGAGGACUGUGGCAGCCUGAAGUACUGCCUGUAUGAACUGGACAGCUCCCAGUGUCUCCCCUGUGUCCCAGCAGACAUGCCGUGCACAACGGACCAGGAGUGCUGCAGAGACCAGCUGUGUGUGUGGGGACAGUGCACGGAGGACAGUGUCCCUGGAAGCGAGGGGACCAUCUGCCAGGGACAGAGAGACUGCCGGCCGGACCUGUGCUGCGCCUUCCAGAGAGAGUUCCUGUUCCCGGUGUGCAACCCCAGACCUGGGACGGGGGACCCGUGUCUGAACCGUCCCCACCUGCUGCUGGACCUGCUGGCCUGGGACCAGGAUGGGCCCCGGGGACACUGCCCCUGUGCUGAGGACCUGCAGUGCCAGAGCCACAGCCGAGGAUCUGUGUGUGGACCGAAGGACCGGAGCAACUGAUCCAGAACAGGAGAACCACAACUGAAGUUCUGAUUGAUCCAGUGUCGGCUCUGCUGAACAGAAAUAAAUCAAUCAGUGGAAAAACCGGC
Messenger RNA from Salarias fasciatus (jewelled blenny), 843 nucleotides. Its product is annotated as dickkopf-related protein 3-like. Gene Ontology annotation, molecular function: receptor antagonist activity; co-receptor binding. The coding region runs from base 29 to 754 and encodes 241 amino acids. NCBI's taxonomy places the organism in Eukaryota, Metazoa, Chordata, Actinopteri, Blenniiformes, Blenniidae. Gene Ontology annotation, cellular component: extracellular region. The transcript has 6 exons. The record is from RefSeq and is a predicted model, not a curated record. Gene Ontology annotation, biological process: multicellular organism development; negative regulation of canonical Wnt signaling pathway.